AUGAAUCGAGAUGAUGGCCGUCAAGCGGCCGUCGACAGGAAUGUCGAUGGCGAAGAGCUUCCAUCCGCCGCGUUCCACACGUCUGCAGAUGCAUGCCGGAUUCAACGGUUAAGAGACGAAGUCUUGGAUCAGCUAAGGACGGUCAUUGAUCCCGACCUUCACAAGGACAUUGUCGCUUUAGGUUUCGUACGGGAUUUAGAGAUACACGAGCACGCGGGCUCCGUAAAGUUUCGUUUGCGGCUCACGACUCCUGCCUGCCCAGUCAAAGAUGUCUUCGUCGCUACUUGUACGGCGCGCCUUCGCGCCCUCGAAUGGGUUCACCAAGUCGACAUACAGUUGGAGAGUCAAAAGCCCUCAGGAUCUACGGCAUCUCGUAGUGCCGGUGAUGGGCUGAAAUGCGUUUCGUUCGUGCUUGCGGUAACGUCCUGCAAAGGAGGCGUUGGAAAGUCGACAGUCGCUGUCAACUUGGCAUUUAUGCUGCGGCGGUUGGGCGCAAAGGUUGGGCUUCUUGACGCUGACUUGUACGGCCCAAGUCUUCCUGUUCUGCUUCCGCUUCCAGACACGGACGUGUAUUUUGAGGAAGAAAGCGAGGGAGAACCUUCAGAGGAGCACACGUCCGAAGUGGUAUUCAGGCCAAAGAGAAGUAAGGAUCGGGGGCAUUCCCGGGCAAACAGUAGCCGCGGGAGUCCCAUUGCCUUCGAACCGACGAGGAGUCAACGAGGCGAAACGGACACGAAGAAAAAGCACUCGGCUGGAGACCAAGACGUCGAGAACGCCCAGCCGAAAUUGCGUCCUUUGGUCCACAAUGGCGUCAAAAUCAUGUCGUACGGAUUCAUUAGGAAUUCCGGGUCCCAAGGUUUCUCCGCUCUACGUGGCCCAUUUGCAAGCAGCGUCAUCGAGCAGCUGUUGACAGGCACUGCCUGGCGAGAUCUCGACUACCUCGUCAUCGAUUUCCCUCCUGGAACGGGCGACAUUCAUAUCACCCUUUCUCAGACAGUGAAAAUUGAUGCCUGCGUUGUUGUGACGACGCCUCAAACGCUAAGCACGGCAGAUGCGGAGAGAGGAAUUAAGAUGUUCAACGAACUCGGUAUCCCCACCAUAUGCGUCGUGGAGAACAUGGCCCACUUCGUGUGUGACGGAUGCCAAAAGAAACACAUCCUUUUUCCCGGGCAGCAAAACGUGGAGAAACUUGCGGAUCUUGCGGAGGCGCCGCAUGUCGUUCAAAUUCCUCUCGAUCCUCGUCUGUCAGAAGUUGUUGGGGACGAAGCGUCGGCUGGUGACCAACCUACGAAAAAUGCACAGAGCGCCGGAGAAACCUGCACGUUCCCUGUUGUAGAACGGCUCCGCCAAGUUCCGGAAGAUAAAGUCUAUUCGGUGUUUCAUGACCUAGCUGCCAUCGUCGUGCGCGAACUUUCGACUUUGCGCUACGGCUACGUCGGCCCCUCCGUCACGCUUACUGGCGAUUCUUGUGUCCAGAUAGGUCUACCAAGGAGAAUUCACAGAACACGCGCCGACGAUUCAGAAAAACGCUGGACAUCCUCUACCGGGGAUCCUGACGAUGAUCAUGUGGCUGCAGCCGGAAAGGCCAGCACGUCGGAUCCUCACGCUGUCUCCAUCGACGUGUGCACCGUCUCUCUCCGCCGCCUACGAGACGCUUGUGAAUGUGGAAUCUGCACGGAAGAAGCGGAGAAAGUCCCAAAAUCGGGAACGAGAGCGACAUCGCCUGCGGAGCUGGCUUUGACGGAGGUUCUUCAUGCGUCGAACCGUAGCCUGAUUUUCGUAUGGGACGAUGACCACCGGACGGCGCUACCACUCCAAACCUUGGAACGCCUUGCACACGCGGAGGACGAGAUCCGAAGUCGCGCAAGCGGUUCGGUGUGCACGGCUGGCGCGCAACCAGAGCUUGAGUGGUGA
Molecule: messenger RNA, 1914 nt
Organism: Neospora caninum
Lineage: Eukaryota; Apicomplexa; Conoidasida; Eucoccidiorida; Sarcocystidae
Product: atp-binding protein, Mrp/Nbp35 family, related
Exons: 9
Coding region: 1-1914 (637 amino acids)
Biological process (GO): iron-sulfur cluster assembly
Molecular function (GO): 4 iron, 4 sulfur cluster binding; ATP binding; ATP-dependent FeS chaperone activity
Source: RefSeq, a predicted model, not a curated record